AUGAGUAACGGUCUUAUCCUGGCUGGAUCUCCCUAUAAAAGCUGCUCCCGCGACUCCCGGAGCAGCGACGGCGUUGGCGCUGAUGUGAGCAGCAGGAGCAGCAGUACCAGCGCCUCUCCUGCUAUCAAAUCCACUAUCCCUCCAGCGAACGCGUCGAUAUCUUCUUCCUUCCUUGACACUUCACCACCUGCUACCCGUUCUGACACGCCUCCUCCUUCCCGCUCUUUCUUAAGCUUGCUUCCGUUCGCGUCCCUGGGUUCCAAGCGCCAGCAGCAGCAGCAGCAGCAGCAGCCGGCGUCUCCUGCCGGCGUGUCAGCAGUGGGAGGCUCGCUGCUUGAGUUGCUCGACGAGGGGUGGUUCUCUAGCAAUGUUGCCGCUUGGCCCCAUGAUUCCGAUUUAACCACAAUCCAGGAAGCUGUUAACGAGACAGAGGAUGCUGAUAACGGGGAUGCGCUUCCAGGGGUCCCGGAAACGGGGAGGGUUGCGUGUGCGCACGUGGAUUUAAACGCUCCAAGUUCCGCCAGCCACUUCCGCGAAGGUGCAGGCGGUGCGGCAGCGGAGUGUGCUUGCGCGUCGGCUGAUGACCGAACCAGCGGGGGUGCUUCGGCUAUGUCCGAACCGAGCGGUUGUUCCAGGUCUGGCAGUCCUGAGCCUGACCCUGAAGGCAGCUUCGGAAAGUACCGGCGCCGCCGCUGCCGGACAGGAAGCAAGCGGCGACCGAAGCGCAGCAGCAGCCUCGACGCGGCUCGCAUGUCGAGACGCGUGUCGAUGCCUCCGCAUCCCCCGCUACCGACAGAUGAAGAGCAGCGGGAUUCGAUAGAGACGCGAAGCAGCGACGGCGACUGCUACGAGCGCAUUGCUUCCCCUUACGCUUCGUCCGGCCGGGGGACGUACGCGGAGAGGCGGGGAAGCGGCGGAGAACAUUUCUCCGCGUUUCACCCCUCUCCCCCUUUCCACUGGUCCGCGCGGGGGCCGGGGGCGGGAGAAGCAGAGAAUGGAGCGGGUGGGGGGAGUUGCGGAAGCAGAAGCGCGGGGAAGCCGCGGUAUUUGCGCACGCGGAGUGUGUCGGAUUAUGACGCGGCGGAGUACGAGCGCAACAGCUCGCUGCGGCAAGGCGCAUAUGAGGCGGACGCGGAGGCGGAAGGGGGAGACGGGCUCCCCUUGACACCCUCCGCGCGCGCAAGAAGUCUGACAGAGGCUGACGUGGAGGAACUCCGGGGAUUCAUGGAUCUGGGAUUCAACUUCCGCCAGGCGGACAUGAGCGCGCGCAUGACCGCCACGCUGCCCGCGCUGCGCCUGUACCACGCCGUGGGGAGCGUGCAGCAGAGACUCAUCUCCCGCCACCAUCAUCCCGCCGCUCCCGCUACAGCCGCUGCUGCUACAGAUGAUGUUCACGGUGCCGCAAGCGGUGCUACUGGCGGUGCUGCUGCCGGUGGUGCGGACGGCAGUGUGGCAGUGGGGGUUGGCAGCGGCACCUCAUCGCCACGGAUCUCGUGCUCCCCCCGGGACCCGUUCAUUGUUGCUCGCUCGGCUGAACCUCAUGCCAUGCAGCGAGGCAGCUCCAUGCCAUCGUCCCCACGCCACAUCCCAUCCCUCAUCAGCACCAGCACCACCUGCGCUAGGAGCCAUAGCCAUGGGCACAGCCCGGAGCAUGAGCAGCAGGGGCAGAGGGGGGUGAGCGGCAGCUUGGAUGGGGAGUGGUCGUUUGCCAACCCACAGGACCCCCCCUCGGAUGUCAAGACGCACCUGAGGCUCUGGGCUCAGGCCGUUGCCAGCACUGUCAGACAGACGUGCUAA
This is a messenger RNA of Closterium sp. Naga37s-1, 1797 nucleotides long. The record is from the annotation of a GenBank genome assembly. NCBI's taxonomy places the organism in Eukaryota, Viridiplantae, Streptophyta, Zygnematophyceae, Desmidiales, Closteriaceae.